AUGGGGCUCUCGACGGUCAGGGAGCAUGAGGGCGAAGAGGCGGCGGCGGUGGCGGCGGUUUCGGGAGGCGAGGACGAAGCGCGGCUGAGCCGGCAGAGCGGGGAGAGGUGGUGCGGGCUGCACGGUGGGGGAAGGUCUCGGGGGUCUUUCGCUCUCCCCCUGCUCCUGCGUCGUCUGCUUCACAACAGCCUUGUGAGGGUUUUCUGACAUGUUGGCUGAAGAUGAAUUUUUGAGCUCGCCACCAAAGAAGACAGUCAGAUUUGGUGGAACACUGGCAGAGAUCCUGCUGAAAUAUCAAAAGGGCGAGACAACUGAGUUUGAUUUGCUGAAGCAUCAGCUGUUGGAUCCAGACAUAAAAGAUGACCAGAUUGUUAACUGGCUAUAUGAAUUCCGGUCCUCUGUUACAUUUUUGACCAAGGAGUUUGAACAACUGAUCACCAUCCUGUUGAAGGUGCCAUGGUUGAGAAGAAGCCAAGCUGUGGUGGAAGAGUAUUUAGCUUUCCUGAGUAACUUGGUGUCUGCUCAGACAAUCUACCUUAGGCCAUGCAUUGCCAUGAUUGUCUCACACUUCGUACCGCCCCGAAUAACCAUCCGGGAGAAUGACGUGGACAUCUCCGAUUCAGAUGACGAUGAAAACGUUCUUGAGAGCUUCAACACCUGCCACAGAGCGCUGCAGACAAUUGUGAAAUACGUCCCUUUGACUCCACAAUUUCUCAUGCCGGUGCUGACAGAAAAAUUUCCCUUUAUUAGUAAAUCAGAAAGAACUUUACAAUGUUAUCUCCAUAACAUGCUGCGAAUAAGCAGAUAUAUCCCAGUGUUGAGACAUGACAUUUUGGAGCUGGUUGUUGAGAAGCUGCUGAAGAUUGAUGUAAGUGCCCCAAGAAAGGAUAUUGAAGCUGCUGAAGAAGAAGAAGAGGAAAGCAAUGAGAAGGGACUCUUCGAUAUGGAUGAAGAUGGGGAAAACCCAGAGAAGAAUGACAUCAUGGCUCAUCCCAUUGCAGAACGCCUCGACAUCUUGAUGAUUGUGUUAUUUUCCUACAUUAAAGAUGUAUGCUACGUUAAUGGUAAACUUGAUGUUGGCAACACCAAAGAUUUAUACCGAGAUCUUGUGGCUGUAUUUGAUAAGCUGGUCUUGACGACCCAUGGAUCGUGUCACGUACAGUACAUCAUGUUCUACCUCUCUAGUUUCAAAUUGGUAAUUGCAGAAGCUUUUGUGGAACAUCUCUGGAAGAAGCUACAGAAUCCAAAUGUUCCUGCUGUGAUCCGGCAAACCUCCGGAAACUAUCUUGGCAGCUUUUUGGCCCGGGCCAAGUUUGUUCCAGUCAUGACAGUGAAAGCCUGCCUAGACUUGCUGGUCAGCUGGCUGCACACAUACAUCGACAACCACGGCACGGGAUCCCGGGCAUUUUGUGAUGUUGCCCUCCACGGUCCCUUCUACGCAGCCUGCCAGGCUGUCUUCUACGUGGUCAUCUUUCGCCACAAGCAGAUCCUGGAUGGAAAUCUCAAGAAAGGUUUGGCCUACCUGCAGAGCCUGAACUUUGAACGCGUUGUUAUGUGUCAGUUAAACCCUCUGAAGGUGUGCUUGCCUACCAUUGUGAGUCUUUUUGCUGCCCUCGCCAGGAAGUACCAGGUAGCCUUUUGUGACACCAUCAUUGAGAGAAACCGGAGACAAGUAUUGCCAGUUGUCCGAAGCAGUUGUGGAGGAGAUCCUGUUGAGACAGUCACAAACCCCCUUGACAGUUUUUUCCCCUUCGAUCCUUACAUCCUCAAAAGAUCAAAGAACACAAUUAAUCCCUUGUAUCAGUUUUGGGAAGAGCAGAGCCUCGAGGACCUCCAAGAGGCUGUAGAACCCAUUAACGAGGGCAAAGGUGAAGAGGAAGACGACUUCCUGAAAGGUGAAACUCCCCAGCACGAGGGCCUGAUCGGUGUGACGCCGAGUUCUUUCAACUCCCUUGUUCAGAAUUCAGAAACCAGUCUGGGUUCACCACCAGUGACACCUCUGCAGUUGCAGCUCUGACUUCUGGAGGUCUGCCGGACAACGACCACGUUUCUAUCAGAGACGUUGGCAGGGGAGGUGGACGCUUUCAGAACUCUUGAUUUCUAGCAGCAGUUCUGACCGCAGGAUUGAAAAUCUGCAGCAUGGACACGGAUUGUACGCUAAGCUUUCUGUACCUACCCAGAGGAAGGUGUAAGUGGAAGAGCCAUCAGCCUUUCACAUUAUUUUUUUCCUUUAGGGUUUCCAUAUUUCGAUUCAGAACAGAUCCCCUGAGUUUAAAUACAGACUACGAUCCAGGGAAUGAUGGAAUUAGUUCUGCAUGUUGAUACCUAUGGAUUUAAAAAAAAAAAAAAAACUACAUUUUUAAAGCAAACUUGCUAGUCAGAACACACAGCUCUGCUUUUUUUGGUUAAAAAAAAAAGACCUGCUUUGAAUACAGCUUUUACAAGACUCCUGCUUAAUCCGAGGAGACGACAGAGCGUCAAACGUUAUGCCAAAACCAUUUAAGAGCUUCAUAUUCAGUGGUGUAUGAAAUAAGAUUUGUGAUUAUUCUGGUUUUGUUACUGAGCUGCUACUUUAUGCUGCCUGGGUCAGAAGACCAGGACAGUAUCUGCUCUGUUCUGUGUGAAGAAACACUGGCCUGACAGCUGGCUUUUUCAUCAACACCAUCGUCCAGAGCAUCUGCCACUGAGCAUGAAGGAUGUAAGCCAGCCGAGGAGAUAUUUGACAAGCUGUGCGGCGUGCAGCUCUCUUCCAAAACCUCGUCGCCAGAGGUGACAGAUCACCCUCUGCUUAUGGUAGAGCCAACCCUGAAUGUCUGGUUUACCCUAUUGACUCUAGAGGUUUAGCUUCAGCAGUGCGUAGGUAGGUCUGCUGUACAACAGCCAGAGUGUGAAAAUUGCAGUAAGUGUACUUGCCAAGACUGAACUUUCCAUAGAUAACCUGUCCACCUGUUCCAUCAAGUCCCAGCAAUUCAGAUUUCAAAUGCUGACCCUUGAGAGCAGUUUCCAGCAUCACAGAAGUAUCCCCCUGAAACCAGGUAAUCAUGUAGAGGGAGUUCUUAAACAGUGGCUUGCAACCCCGUAGAGGGGGAAGAAGUAAAUUUGAGGGAGGAGGGAGUCACAAAUUGGGUGUGUGUGUGUAGAUAUUUAUGUAAAAAUAUCCAAGCAGGAUAUUUUUUAAGGUCUUGCUCCCAUUUUGCCUGGGUAAGCUGAUAAUUCUUCAAGCUUUGCACCCAAAGCUGGAUCACCGCCUUCAGAGCUCAGUCCCAUUGUGCCUGGACCGGCUAAAAACAAAGUCUACAAUUUCUGCUAUAAAGAACAACCCAAACCAACGUGGAACAAGGCGUGAGAGUGGUCAUCUCAAAAACAAAACCCAGAUUUCAGGAAUUAUGCAAGACUUAAGCAAAAAAUCCUUUCCAUUUAAAAACAAAAAAGGUUUUGAAUUUGUUUUAUUCUGAAUGAAAAUGUUUCAUUUGAUAAAGCUGGAAGGUUCUGUCAUUCUUUAAUUAUAUAGAUUAAACAUUAAA
Candoia aspera is the source of this 3524-nucleotide messenger RNA. It is a transcript of the gene RRN3, whose product is annotated as RRN3 homolog, RNA polymerase I transcription factor. Gene Ontology annotation, biological process: transcription initiation at RNA polymerase I promoter. NCBI's taxonomy places the organism in Eukaryota, Metazoa, Chordata, Lepidosauria, Squamata, Candoiidae. The coding region runs from base 209 to 2017 and encodes 602 amino acids. The record is from RefSeq and is a predicted model, not a curated record. Gene Ontology annotation, cellular component: nucleus. The transcript has 18 exons. Gene Ontology annotation, molecular function: RNA polymerase I core binding; RNA polymerase I general transcription initiation factor activity.